CGCUCCUCGGGAGGGCCGGCUCUGAUAUUUGAGCCGGGCUCUCCCGCUCGAAGGAGAGCGCUGGGAGAAUGGAAAAGUGCUGAAUGGGACAGGAGCGGCACCGGGCACCUGCCUGCCUGCCAGCCGGCGCCGCGCAGCCGCCCGCCUCACGGGCCGGCACCCCGCGGCCGCACGGGGUCCGGAGCCGCCGGACGCCGCCGGCUGCGCCUGUCACCGCCCUGCUCCGGCGGGGCGAGACCCCCGCGUCGGCCAAGGAUUUUUAGAGCACCUCGGACAACAUCCCAAAUGGAUGAUUAACUUCACAAUGGCAGAACUCACAGUGGAGAGUGGCAGCUGUACGGACUGGCAAAAGCGAUGCCUUGCACUGGAGUCUCAGCUCUUCAAAUUCCGUUUGCAGGCAAGCAAGAUCAGAGAGCUGUUAGCUGAGAAGAUGCAGGAAUUGGAACAGAGAGUGAUAGAAGCAGAGCAAAGAGCUGAGGAAGCAGAGAAACAGGUCAGAGUUAUGGAAAAGAAGAUAAAACUAGCCAACGUGAAGACCAGUGAAUCGGACAGCACUCUGCAAAGGAAAUGUCAGGAGCUGAUGGGCACAGUUCAAGGAAAGGAAGAUCUGAUCAACAGAUUGGAGACACAGCUAGCAAAACAGAAACAGUUGAGGACUGAGGAAGCCAAAAUUGUUCAAGAGAAAUCUGCUAAGAUCAAAGAGUGGGUAACACUUAAGCUGAGAGAGCUUGAGCUAGAAAAUCACCACCUGAAAAACUGUAAUCAGAGGCUGAUGGAGCAAAUUGAAGCCCUUCAAGAUACAUUGCAAGAUAUGACCACUAUUCCUCCCUUUGAAUCUCUUUGGAGCUGUAAUCCUCUGAAGCCCAGAGCAUCACAAGCGUCUUUUGCUGAGAAGAUAGACCAGAAAUCUGUGCUUCUUGCACCUGGUUUCAGACAGGUGUGUCAGACAGGACCUACCAAACAUGUCCUCUCUACAGCAAACAUAGUCCUUGCCAAUGGCACCUUUACUGAGGGUGGAGAGGAUAAAUCUCUGCUUUCCAAGAGCACACUGAAGCUUAUGUCUGACCCACCGAGCUGGAAUCUCUCCGCAGAGAAAGACUUAUUCCCAGCUGUAAGUUCUGAACACAGGUUAGGGUGUUCUGAUUCCGCAUCAUUGGACCCUCCAGCUGAGGCCACAAGAAUCCUUGAGGCUUUGACUUUCCAGUCAUCUUUGGAAGGAAACUGUAGCACUGUGAGCACCUUGCGACAAGUGGCUUUGGACAGCACCCGAUUCUCUGACCCUAGUGCAAGGUUCAACUCCCACCGCCGGAUGGACUCCUCCUCUUCAGGAGAAAUAAUGAGCAUGCUGGAAGGAUGUCUCCAAACUUCUGAGCCACCUCUGGUUGUGUCAACAUCAGCUGUUACAGCACAUUCCUUUUGUCCAGGGAAGGAACGUGGCCUUGGUAGUAGUAUGACCUUUCCAAAAAUACGAACUCCCAAUACACCAAGAGACAGUAUCCAACUAGCCAAGAGACAUUACAGCCAACCACAGCCAGGGACUAAUUCUUUACAUCGUGUAUUGAGCUUAGAGGCUAGCACGUUCCAGCCCAUAACAGACUCUCCAGCCUGCCAUGGGCCAGUGAAGGAGACAGACAUUGAUGAUGAUGGGGUACUGGAGAAGAUGGAGACAGAACGUGGCCCGCUGAGGGAAGAAGCUGGAGCAUCUGAGGAAAUGAACCACUUAUCUGCAGGGCAAAGAGAAGCUGUGAGUUCUGAGGCUGGUGUUCUUGACCCAGGUGGUAAACCUCCCACACCACCGCUGCACAGAUUCCCAUCAUGGGAGAGUCGAAUCUAUGCUGUGGCCAAGUCUGGCAUGCGGUUGUCUGAAGUGGCCACGGUGAAUGAUGCUUCCAGCUGCUUUUCCAAUUUCUCAUGUUCAACUUCUGGGCCAUUUACCUGUCUAAUCUACAGAAAUAUGACAGUGCCGGUCUACACUACGCUGAAGGGGAAAGCCACGCAGAUCAGCAAUGUCCCUUUCGUAGAUGAGUCUUCAGGCUCUGAUGAUGACUGUGGCUCCCAUGCCAGCUUCAGGACUUCUACUGCUGGAUCUGAGAACAGGAAAGCCAGUGUGCCAGGCAGCCCUCGUGCAGUGAAGAGAGGUGUAUCUAUGUCCUCACUGAGCUCUGAGAGUGACUAUGCCAUCCCUCCUGAUGCCUACUCCUUGGAUGGAGACUAUUCAGAGCCAGAACAUAAGCUACAGCGAACAUCUUCCUAUUCCACUGAUGGUGGCAUCUGCACUGAACCCAUGGAGAAAUCAGGUUACUUGCUGAAAAUGGGCAGCCAGGUGAAGAUGUGGAAGAGACGAUGGUUUGUUCUGAGAAACAGACAAAUCAUGUACUACAAGUCUCCGAGUGAUGUUAUCCGCAAACCACAAGGGCAGAUGGAGCUGAAUUCCUCAUGUCAAAUUGUCAGAGGUGAAGGGUCCCAAACAUUCCAGCUCGUGACAGAAAAGAGAACCUACUUCCUAACAGCAGACUCUCCCAACAUCCUGGAGGAAUGGAUUCAUGUCCUACAGAGUCUUCUGAGAGUGCAAGUGACCAGUCCUGUUGAUGUUCCUCAUAGUGAUGCUAAACCUACUGUGAAAGGUUGGCUCACCAAGGUUAAGCAUGGUCACUCUAAGCUGGUCUGGUGUGCACUGAUUGGAAAAACUUUCUACUACUAUAGAAAUCAUGAAGAUAAGUGUCCCCUAGGGCACCUACCUAUGCGUGAGUCCAAAGUGGAAGAGGUAGACCGUUCCUGUGACUCUGAUGAAGAUUAUGAAGCCGCUGGUGGAGGACUUCUCUCAUCUCACUGUACACUGGUGAUUCACCCACAGGACCAGAGUCCCACAUACUUACUGAUUCGCACCAAACAAGAGAAGAAUACCUGGCUGUACCAUCUGACUGUAGCAGCUGGUAGCAGUAAUGCCACAGUGGGCACAUCAUAUGAACAACUCAUUGGAAAACUAUUGGAUGCAGAGGGAGACCCCGAUUCUCCUCUGUGGAAGCAUCCUAUGUUGUGCUACAGUAAAGAUGGGUUGCACACAUCCCUCACCACUCUGCCAUCAGAGGCUCUGCAGACUGAAGCUCUGAAACUUUUUAAGUCCUGUCAGCUGUUCAUCAAUGUCCCUGUGGAGGCCCCCUCUAUUGAUUACCAUGUGUCACUUGCCCAGACAGCGCUGCAGGUCUGCUUGACGCAUACUGAGCUGCAGAAUGAAAUUUACUGUCAGCUUGUUAAACAGACCAGCUGUCGACAACCCCAGAACCACUCAGUCAUUCAGUGCUGGCAACUCCUGGCUUUGUGUGCUCCUCUGUUCCUGCCUCAACAUCACUUCCUCUGGUACAUCAAACAGCACUUGCAGCGACAUGCAGACCCCAGGAGUGAAAUAGGCAAGUAUGCCAUCUACUGCCAGAGAUCAGUAGACCGCACUGUGCAGACUGGUGAGCGGGAAGCCAAGCCCUCCCGGAUGGAGAUUGUGUCCAUCCUGCUGAGAAAUCCCUACCACCACUCACUCCCCUUCAGCAUCCCAGUGCACUUCAUGAAUGGAACCUACCAGGUUGUGGGUUUUGAUGGUUCCUCAACAGUUGAUGAAUUCAUCCAGCGACUGAACCAGGAGACAGGAAUGAGGAAGCCAUCCCACAUGGGAUUUUCUCUGUUCACAGAUGAUCCCUCUGGCAGGAAUUUGGAACACUGUCUGCAGGGUAACAUGAAGAUCUGUGAUAUCAUUUCUAAAUGGGAACAAGCCUUAAAAGAAUUGCAUCCUGGGAAAUAUGAAGGUGGCACAAGAAUUGUGAAGUUAACCUAUAAGAACAGGCUAUAUUUUCGGAGCCAGGCCAAAGGUGAGACAGACCGUGAGCGGUUGCUACUGGCCUUCCAAGUCAGCAAUGAAAUAGCCAAUGGAAGGUUUCCUGUAAAUAAGGAAUUAGCUCUGGAAAUGGUGGCUUUGAUGGCUCAGGUGGAAUAUGGGGAUUUGGAUCGAACAGGAUCUUCAAGUCCUGGGGGAACAUCACAAUUGAAAAUGCAGCAUCUUCUCCACCAGGUCUUAGAUAAAUUCUACCCCAAACGCUACAAGCAAAACAUUACUCCUGAACAGCUGAGGCAACUGGCUGACAGGCUGGCAACGAAGUGGAUGGUGCUGCAGGGAUGCUCUCCACCAGAAUGUGUUCGGAUUUAUUUGACAGUGGCCCGGAAAUGGCCUCUCUUUGGAACCAAAAUAUUUGCUGCUAAGCCUAUUUUGCCUUCCUCAUUGGAAGACUGUCCAGUCUGGAUAGCUGUGAAUGAAGAUGGUGUCAGCAUACUGGAUUAUAAUACUAUGCACUUGAAAGUCUCUUACUCGUACUCCUCUGUGCUGACCUUUGGAGGCUGUCGAGAUGACUUCAUGAUUGUAGUCAGUCAAAUGAAAGAAAGGAGUUCUGGAAAAAACAGCACUGAAAAACUCCUUUUCACAAUGCCAAUUCCAAAGAUUGUUGAAGCAACGCUUCUUAUUGCAAGCUACAUUAACUACCGAUCAACACCUUCACUCCUGUCUUCUGCACAGCCCUCCCGAAGCAAAACACCUGCUAACAAGCUCUGGGAGACAGAAAGCCGCCGCUUUUUUCCUUCCGUUCCCCGAAGCACUAAGGGGCCCACUCUGCUCUGAGGCUGCAUUCCAAAUGACUUCAGGGAUUUGGGUUUUUUGUUUGUUUGGGGGUUGGUUUUUGGUGUUUUUUUUGCACCACUCUGUACUGCAUUGCAGACUGCUACGAUUGCGAUGGUUACACCUUACUUCAAUGCAGGCUUUGACUUUUUCCGUAAUAAUAGACAAAGUUCCUUAGUGGGUAGAGGCAGUGUCCUUUCUUCUAACAGAAGUGUUGAUUUUGGGGACUGUGCAGGAGUUUCCUUUCCAUGCUACGCUCCAUCCAGAAUACCACUCCUCAGGUCAUGUGCCUGCACUGUGCUCCAGUCACAUUACAUCUGCUCUUUCCUUGCACCCAUUUUUCUUCCAUCUCCUGAUCUUACUGCUUUGCUUACAAGCACAUGAUGUUCCUUUGAUCCCUCCCCUUUCCAGCUUUCAGAAGACUGAAACUUUCCAGCUCCUUGCUCCAGACAUGAAAGAAAGAAAACACUGUUGAGAAGGAAGAGAAACUAAACUGACAAGAAUAAUUCUGAUGCAAGUCAAGGGUAAUUUCAGACCUGAAAUAGGGAGCAUAGAGUAAGAGUUCAAGAAUAUUUUCAAUUUUAAAUAAAGGUGGAAACCUAGUGCCUUUGCAUGUUGAGGACUCAGAACAACUAGGACUGGAAGGACUAGAACAGUGUCAGACGAUGCCCUCGCUGCUACAGGACUGAUGUGUUUCAGGAGCUGGAUGCUGUUGUCUACGCAAUAGAUGAACAUUAGAUCUUUGCUGCAGGGCUGAAUGUGUCACAUGCUCCACCGUCAGACGAGCACUUUCAAAGACUUUUUCUGUUAAUCACUGUUGUAGAUGUUUUGGGAUGUGUUUGCAACUGCACAUAAUCUCAGACAAAGGAAGACAAGGCAAGCAGGUUUUGUACUUUUUCUGUCUUCCAGCAACUGGAACAGCAGAUCUUCCCAAACCAGCUCUGUCAUUCUGACCUGACAGAAGCUGCUCCUUUAAAACUCCUGCUUCCUUCAUGCCACCACGGCAAGGAGGAGGUAGUCAGCACUUGUGUACUCAAAUAUUGUUCUUCUGACUUUCCUAAAGAAUUUCGGGGUUUUUUUGAUCUAUUUCAAAGGGACUUCAAUAUGAGUGAGAAGAUUAAUGGAUUUUAAAUAAGUAAAAGAAAAAUAGCAAUUCUUCUUGAAAAAGCUAAGUCUACCUGUCUUGAGUUCAGCUGUUUUGAUAAGCUUUCUAAAAAAUCUAAGGAAGAACAACUGCACUUUCAAAACUUUGUAAUAAUUAUGCAUUCAUGGGCAACUUUCUCCAAUUAAAACAGUAGGAAUCCAACCAUUAGAAAGAAUUCAGCAACAGCAAAUCAAAGCUAUUUGCAAAUGAACAGACCAACCAUACCAGGUUGGUUUUUUACUCCCUAGUGCCUGCCACCAACCUUGAAACAUCCAACUAAUGCACACAGUGGAGUGCUACUUCAAGAAGUUUUUGUUUCACACUUACGGUGGGUGUAAAGCCACAAACUAAAAAAAGAGACAGACAAAAAUUGCUCUGAGCAAUUCCUUAUCAGCGUUAAAAACAUUAAAAAAAACCCCAAACCUAAACCCAAGCCACCCCACAGGGGGCUGUGGAAACAAUAUGGCAGACAUGAGACAGAAAACAAGCAGAGACCUGAUUUGCACAUACUGUAACGUACCUACUUGUUACAAACUUAGGGACCAGCCCUUGAAGUUACAGAAAAGGGUAGAAGCUUUCUGAGCCAAAAACAAUUUUGAGAAGGUAUUUAGUGUUUUUUUCUUGGAUACUUUUAUGUGACUAUACAUCCUGAUAGAGUGGUCAGCAGUAUGUAUUUUCUCUUUCUCGCACACCCGUACACAGAGUGAUAUUACAGCUACAUCAGUUUGAAUACAGAGCAUUAUUCCUCCUAACCCAUCACCUAUGCCUAAUAGUUCCUCCGGCAUCUGAAGGGCUGUUUGGCAGCCUGCUUCUUGUAUCCUACCAGUAACAAAGCUGCUUCAGCAUUCACUGAGCUGUCACUGGUGCUGGGGAUGCUCAAGGCACAGAGGUCUCCAGCUCACAGUUCAGAGGCUGCACUUGCCUUACAGUGCUAAUAACUCAUGUCUUUAGAGACUUGUACCGGGGCAAACAGGAAGCAGAGAUGUUGAAUAAGCAAGAGCUGUCCCGAUCCUCAUUAUUUUCUGCCAUAACUGCACUUUAAAUUGGGAAACGUGGCAUACAAAACGUUUUUUUUUCUUAUUUCUUAAAAAUGUUCACCAAUACUUGAGUAUUUCAGGGACCACCCCACUCUGAUGGAUGCACAUAUACCUCCUAUUUAUAGCUUACCUUAUUUCAAACAAUCAACCAACCCUAUGUAAAUACCUAUUUUGUAUGAUUCUUCGGUAGAGAACACAGUUCUAAUCAAUGCUUCUGGCAAUGACUAUUGCUGCAGCAUAGAAUGAGAUGACAAAAGCCUUUGUUUUCUUAACUGCUGUGUGUAUGUAAAGGGCUGUCUUUUCUGUUUUUCUUAAUAAAGUGCAGUUAUCAUGAAUUAAGCUGUGUUAUUCUCAGAAUGAAAGAAAGUAUUUUAAAAGCCAAAAUUGUCUUGAUGUAAAUAAAAAUGGGCAAAGAUUGUGUUGUGUAUCCAAGCACA
Messenger RNA from Falco peregrinus (peregrine falcon), 7272 nucleotides. RefSeq names its product pleckstrin homology, MyTH4 and FERM domain containing H1 (gene PLEKHH1). The record is from RefSeq and is a predicted model, not a curated record. The coding region runs from base 290 to 4657 and encodes 1455 amino acids. Gene Ontology annotation, cellular component: cytoskeleton. Lineage: Eukaryota; Metazoa; Chordata; Aves; Falconiformes; Falconidae. The transcript has 29 exons.